GGGUGCCAUGGAGCAGGGGGCGGCGCUCAUUGGGGAGGCUCGGGCUGCACAGGAGCCCACAGAGGGGGUGGGAGGCUCAGGCAUGGCGGGCUGCAGGUCCCGAGCCCUGCCCCGCAGGAAGGCAGCUAAGGCCCGGCGAGAAAUCGAGCGCAGCACCGGUGGGCUGGCACUGCUGGGGGACCCAGUACACCCUCCACAGCCGCUGGCCCGGGUGCUAAGCCCCUCAUUGCCCGGGGCCAGCAGGGCCGGCUGGCUGCUCCUAGUGCAGGGCCCGCCAAGCCCACGCCCACCCAGAACUCCAGCUGGCCCGCAAGCACCACGCGCAGCCCCGGUUCCCAGCGCCUUUCCCUCCACACCUCCCUGCAAGCUGAGGGAGCUGGCUCCGGCCUUGGCCAGCCUAGAAAGGGGCUCCCACAGUGCAGCGGUGGGCUGAAGCGCUCCUCAAGUGCUGCCAAAGUGGGAGCCCAGGCAGAGGAGGCGCUGAGAGCAAGCGAGCGAGGGCUGUGAGGACUGCCCGCACGCUGUCACCUCUCAGUUGGAUUUACAAUACAUUGAUAGAUAGAGUCUGGGAUGCUUGCCUGGGUAGGAGGGGGAACUCCCUGGACUGAGAAGCAGUGGUUCCCAAAGAACAAUUGAGGUUCCCACUUUAGACAAAAAUCAACUCAAAAUGGCCUGUAAAAACCUGAAGUGAGCCGGAUGUAAUGGCUCAUGCCUGUAAUCCCAGCACUUUGGUUGGCCAAGGCGGGCCACCAUGACUUCAGGAGUUCAAGACCGGCCUGGCCAAUGUAGUGAAAACCCGUCUGUACAGAAAUACAAAAAAAUUAGCCAGGCAUGGUGGUGCACGCUGUAGUCCCAACUACUCAAGAAGCUGAGUGGGGAAGAUCGCUUGAGCCCAGGGGGCAGAGGCUGCAGUGAACUGAGAUUGUGCCACUGCACUCCAGCCUGGGCGACAGAGUGAGAUCCUAUCUUAAAGGAAAAAAAAAAAAAAACCUGCAAUGGUAACACUACUUGAAGGAAACAUAUGGGGAAAGUUCUAGACAUUGGUCUGGGCAAUGAUUUCUUGGAUAGGACCCCAAAAGCAAAGGCAUCAAAAGCAAAAACAGACAAAUGGGAUGGCACCUGACUAAAAAGCUUCUGCACAGCAAAAGAAACAACAAAGUGAAGAGAGAGACUACAGGAUAGGAGAAAAUCUUUGUAAACCAUGCACCUGAUAAGGGGGCUAAUAUCCAAAAGAAACAAGGAACUCAAGAAACAAAUAUCCCCAUUUAAACAUGGGCAAAGGACCUGAACAUACAUUUCUCAAAAGACACGUGAAAAAAUGCUCAACAUCGCUAAUCGUGAAGGAAAUACAAGUUAAAAUCUCAAUGAGAUACCACCUCACACCUGUUAGAAAAGCUACUACCAAACCAUGGGAGACAACAAAUGCUCGUGAGGAUGUGGAGGAAAGGGAAGCCUUAUGUGCUGUUUGUGGGAAGGUAAAUAAGCACAGCCAUUUUGGAAAAUCAUAUGGCAGUCCCUUAGAACACUAAAAAUAGAGCUACCGUGUGAUCCAGCAACCCCACUUGUGGGUAGUAACCACAGGAUUUGAAGUCAGCAUGCUGAAGAGGUAUCUGCCUCCGUGUUCACUGCAGUGCCAUUCACAACAGCUAAGACACGGCAGCAACCUGACUGCCCAGCAUCAGACGGAUGGAUAGGAUGGUCUGUCUAUACUGUUCAGCCUUAACAAAGAUGGACAUUCUAUCAUUUGUGACAACAUGGAUGAACCCAGAGGACGAUAUGCUAAGUGAAAUAAGCUAGGCACAGAAAGACGAAUACUAUAAGGUCUGAUUUUUAUGUGGAAUCUGAAAAAGUUGAACUCCUAGAAGCAGAGAGAAUGGUGGUCACCAGGGGCUGGAGAGUAGGGGACUAGGGAUGGGGAGAGGGGAGACAUUACUCUUAGGGUACAAAGUUCCAGUCAGGAAGAGUAAGCUGAAGGCCCUGUUGCACAGCAUGACAAACAUCCCUAACAAUAGCGCCUUGUGUAUUUCACAGUUGCCUGAAGAGCACAUUUUAAGUGUUCUUUUUUUCAUUAGCCUGACUGACUCUUUCUACAAUGCAUAUUGUAGAAAUCACAUUUCUACACAUAUCACAUCAGAACACCAUAUUGUACCCCAUACACACCUAUGGUUAUGUUGAUUAAAAAUUAAAAGAAUAACUGGGGAGAAGAGAGGAGAGGGAAUGCUGGAUGGUUAAAACCAGCCAAGAUCCCCUGCAGGGGGUGACCCAGAAACCAAAGGUGAGUAGGAGUGGUCAGGUCAAAGGGCAGGGAGGGUGGCCCAGUUUGGGAGGGGAGCGGGCCAUUACUGUGAGAUGCCAAGAGGACACUCCUUGGUGAGGUGAAAAGGGGCCGUGCCUCACCAAAGGGUUCAGAUUUUAUUCCAAGCAGGGGUGGAGGUGGGAUGAUCUUGUUCAUGUUUCAGAGUGUAAACUGGCCACCCCCACAGGGCUCCAUCACAGGGGCCCCCUCCUGUGGCUCCCCUCCUCUCCUCCCCAGACCUCCCUCCCCUCCCACCUUCCCAUGCACCCCCUCCCCUCCUCCUGUGUGCUCCCUCCUUCCCACAAACCACUUAUCACCUCCACAGCCCUCUGUCACCUCCGGCCCUCCAGCCUCCUCACCUGGGAGCAGGGCCACAUGAUGGUGGUAAAAAUAACUCCCUUUGACAAAGUGUGAAGGGGGCAGAGGGAGGAGGGAAGCUGAGCCCCAGCGCUAGGAAGGAGCUCUGAGAGGGUUCUGAGCUCUGGGUCACCCUCACUCACUGGGGACACAGCAGUCACGGGCUCUGCCCUCAAGAGUGCGUACCCACUACCAGCAGCAGCGACUCACACUGGGUGAAGUAGCUCCCAGAGCGGUAAGGGCCGGGAGCUGGACUGACUCCCGACACACCCAGUCCCCUCCAAAGCCUGCCACAACCCUCCAGGCUGAGGACUCCCCCGGCCCCUCCCUCAACCCUGCGCUCUGUCCUCAGGUCCCUGCAUGGUAUCAGCGAUGCUUCUUCACCCCAUUUCCGAGGCCGGGUGCGUUCCCGCCAGCCCCAGUCCUCAGGCAUUUCUCUGAGUCUCCGCCGCCCCCGUCUGGGUCCCCAUGGCAGGCACUGCAGCAGCAGGUGGGCAGCCUCCCCGGGUUAGCAUGCAGGAGCACAUGGCCAUCGAUGUGAGCCCGGGCCCCAUCCGGCCUAUCCGCCUCAUCUCCCACUACUUCCCGCACUUUUACCCUUUUGCGGAGCCUGCCCUGCACCCUCCGGAUCUGCACCCCGCAGCGGCGUCCACCAUCCGCUCUGCACCCCAGCUGCAGCCCGACCCAGAGCCAGAAGGAGACUCAGACGACAGCAGGCCUCAAGCCAUUGGCCUCAGGCUCCAUGGAUGCCUAUGUCAAAGCCAAUUUGCUGCCAGGGGCCAGCAAGGCCAGCCAGCUUCGGACACGCACCGUUCGGGGCACGAGGGUACCUGUCUGGGAGGAGACACUCACCUAUCACAGCUUCACCCGCCAGGAUGCUGCGUGCAAGACCCUUAGGCUGUAUGUGUGCGAGGACCCAUGGCUGCGGCGACAGCGGCAGGCACCUUCCCUGGGGGAGCUGCGGGUGCCCCUGAGGAAGCUGGUGCCAAACCGAGCCAGGAGCUUCGACAUCUGUCUGGAGAAGCGGAGGCUGGCCAAGAGGCCCAAGAGCCUGGACACACCCUGCGGCAUGUCCCUCUAUGAGGAGGAGGUGGAGACAGAGGUGGCCUGGGAGGAACGUGGGCGCAUCCUACUGUCACUGUGCUACAGCUCUCAGCGGGGUGGCUUGCUGGUAGGUGUGCUGAGCUGCGCCCACCUGGCCCCCAUGGAUGCCAAUGGUUACUCGGACCCCUUCGUGCGCCUGUGAGUGAACUGGGGUAGGCAGGCGGGAGAUGAGGACAAGGCAGUGACUCCUCACCUCUCCAGGGCCACACCUAACCCGCCAAUCUUCCCCGAUCAGUUUCCUGCAUCCAAAUGCAGGGAAGAAAUCUAAAUUCAAAACCAGUGUUCGCAGGAAGACCCUGAAUCCCGAGUUCAAUGAGGUGAGCCAGGGCCAGGCAGGUCCCAGCCAACCCUGGCCUUGACAUGCUGAGCCACUACCCUACCGUGGCCUGCUUCUUAAGCUGUGGGAGAGCCGAGGCUGCCUCCUUCCCGCCUCUCUGCCCUUCUCCCUGCAGGAAUUCUUUUACUCAGGCCCCACGGGAGGAGCUGGCCCAGAAAACGCUGCUGGUGUCCGUGUGGGACUAUGACCUAGGCACG
This is a messenger RNA of Gorilla gorilla gorilla (western lowland gorilla), 4291 nucleotides long. RefSeq names its product double C2-like domain-containing protein gamma. NCBI's taxonomy places the organism in Eukaryota, Metazoa, Chordata, Mammalia, Primates, Hominidae. Gene Ontology annotation, biological process: spontaneous neurotransmitter secretion; exocytosis; regulation of calcium ion-dependent exocytosis. The transcript has 6 exons. Bases 3396 to 3899 code for a protein of 167 amino acids. The record is from RefSeq and is a predicted model, not a curated record. Gene Ontology annotation, cellular component: synapse; membrane.